This is a messenger RNA of Wallemia mellicola CBS 633.66, 791 nucleotides long. RefSeq names its product Mob1/phocein. Bases 1 to 681 code for a protein of 226 amino acids. The transcript has 6 exons. Gene Ontology annotation, cellular component: cytoplasm; nucleus. The record is from RefSeq and is a predicted model, not a curated record. Gene Ontology annotation, molecular function: protein kinase activator activity. NCBI's taxonomy places the organism in Eukaryota, Fungi, Basidiomycota, Wallemiomycetes, Wallemiales, Wallemiaceae. Gene Ontology annotation, biological process: cell division; positive regulation of protein phosphorylation; signal transduction.
AUGAGCGUGUAUCUGAGUGGAGCAUCGCCAAUAAAGAACCCAACUCGGACAUUUAAGCCACGUAGAGCUGUAGAAGGAAGUAAGCAAUUUCAGCUCAAGAAAUACGCCGAAGCUACACUAGGAUCCGGAAACUUAGCAGAGGCCGUAAAACUACCACAGGGAGAAGACCAAGAUGAAUGGGUUGCUAUACACUGUGUGGACUUCUUUAAUCAUCUUAACAUGCUUUACGGAUGUGUCAAUGACUUCUGCAAUAACAAGAAUUGCCCAAUCAUGUCAGCUGGUCCAAGGUACGAAUAUCAAUGGGCUCAACCUAGCUACGGACUUGGAGCUAAACCAGGUGCACCAAAGCGUUUAAUGAGAUUGUCGGCUCCAGAGUAUACAGAUAAUUUGAUGAAUUGGAUACAAAGUAUCCUCGAUAAUGAAGCAUACUUUCCGUCGAAAUUAGGACAAGCCUUCCCUAGAAACUUCUCAAGCAUUUCUAAGGAUAUUUUCCGUCGCUUGUUUAGAGUCUAUGCUCAUAUUUAUAACUCGCAUUUCGAAGUUAUGGUUGCAUUGGGAAUUGAAGCUCAUUUGAAUACCAACUAUAGACACUUUUUGCUAUUCAUUCAUGAAUUUAAACUCGUUGACGCGAAAGAGUUGGCUCCACUUUCAGAUUUCAAUCAAUCCAUUCUCUCUGACUAAUUUCGAUUGACAAAAUGUCGAUUAUGUGACACAUUCACCUCAAUAUAAUAGUAAGACAGGCAUUUAAAACCUAUUCGCAAUGUAAUUUAUUUAGCAUUACCAUGGAUACU